Molecule: messenger RNA, 4893 nt
Organism: Ornithodoros turicata
Lineage: Eukaryota; Metazoa; Arthropoda; Arachnida; Ixodida; Argasidae
Gene: Atx-1
Product: ataxin-1-like
Exons: 2
Coding region: 370-2193 (607 amino acids)
Biological process (GO): regulation of DNA-templated transcription
Molecular function (GO): RNA binding; protein binding
Source: RefSeq, a predicted model, not a curated record
GUUACUUUUUUGACCGCGUCGAUUUUGUUUUUUCGCGGCCUCGUAGCAGACGAGCCAGUCGGUUAUUACGAGCAUACGAGGACGCGGGUCGCGCUCGCUUGUCGUCUGCGUGUAAGUUCGUCGACGUCUGCAUUGUUGUGUGCGCGUCCUUUUGGAAUGGAGCGCUGAUGAAGUGGAGCCGGAAAAGGCAGGCGUCUCGCAGACGAUGACAGUGACUCGGCGACGCGCGCUUCUCCGUCUAGCAACCGUGGUGGUACCUCACCGGUGAUUGUACAGUCGACUCAUGUGGACGCUGCAUCUCUUUGAACCGCAUGCAUCGUCGAGAGGACAAACGCCCCAAAGUGAGGGUACCCAGCACAGAGCAGGUCCAUGCUAUCCCUCAGCCGUCCAGACUACGUAGCCCCACUGGCGCUAUGCAGCAAGGAGAGGUCAAGCGAACCUUCCCCACUCAGCCCAGAGAGUCCAACUCGUCCCUGCAGUGGAGCCCACCAUCCAAAGUCAUCCUCUGUAAUUGCUGAACCACGCCCUCCACCACUGGACGAGUCAGCCCCACGUCCUGCCUUUGGCCCAUACCGUGCCUCCCUGGACACUCGUGAAUGGCCCCACAUGAACGUGCCACCUCCUCGGGCACCUCCUAAGAUCUCUUCCGAAGCAGGAGCCACUGUAACCACCACGACUGAGUCUCCUCUCGUCUGGCUCAGUGACGUUUCCAGCGGACCACAAUCUGAUAUCCUUUCUCCUGCCGCGAGGCUCUACCGCCAGCAAGUCAUGGCAGCAUCAGUGAGUGAACCCAUGUUCCAGUAUCCACCCCCAAUGCCACCUCAUCACACCAUGUACCAAAGUGCAGCGAGAUUUGGUGGAGGGCAGCCCUUCAGCUUUCUACCCGUUGCGCAGUAUGGAACGGCAGGUUACGGUGCUUCGGCGAUACCGACACGUCGACCUCCCUACAUGGAUCUGUCCUUGUUGAGCCGGCCAAGCCCACAGGUUCCCUUUGUGUCAAUGCCUGUUCCGGUAUCUCCACCGUCCCCUGCUACGCCGAGUGGAAAGACUCAAAGGCACUCCUUUUCUUCUCUGCCCAAAUCACCUGAAACGCCGUCCACAAGUUUGAGAACACCAGAGCAUGGUCCACUGCCGCCGAGUCCAAAGGCUUCACCUCCAGUGAGAGAACAAAGGCGUCAUUCGGUGCAGUCUCCAAUUCCAUUUGCCAUCUAUGAGAAGGAGACAGAGGUGGAAUCUGUGAUUGCAAACAGGUCGCCUGGGCCAUACCGUAUGCCCUCUGGGAAAGAGGGAAGUCUCAAGCAUCGCAUUCUCCACCCACCACCGAGUAUCAACAUAACAGAGCCGCCACCAGCAGUUCUGGACAGUGCUCCCCUUUCAGCACCACCCAUUAGGACGUCACGGGAGGAUGCCAUGCCUUCACCAAAGUUUACGCGGGUUUUGGACCCUGUUAUGCCAAGACUUGCAGUGUCUGCAUCGCCAUCUAGCAGCAAGACAGAGAUUCCUAGUAGUCACACAGCAACACCAGCACUUCACUACCCGGCAUACUUUAUGAAGGGUUCUAUCAUUCAGCUGGGUAAUGGGCUUUUAAAAAAGGUGGAAGAUCUCAAUACUGAUGACUUCAUCAACAGCGCCAGUGUGAGUAGAGACCUGCGAAUUGACUCAAGUCGUGUUGUCCGAAUCGCAGACCUUCCUGGUUCAACCGAAGCUGGUGUGGUUGCUUUGCUCAGUUUCUCCGUAGGACAAAAUCAAGUCCAAGUCACUGUUGAAGCACCUACAGAGCACCCAUUCUUUGUCUUCAACCAGGGUUGGUCAUCAUGCUCUCCUGAACGUUCUUUGCAACGCUACAGGCUACGGUGUCACCAACUUGCUGUGGGUGAUGUGUGCAUCUCAUUAACACAUCGUAGUACAUUAAAGCCACAUGCAAGCCCAACACCGAAGCUACCAAUGGUGCAAGAGGGAUCAGUUAAGUUGGAAGCUCCUGUUGACGUGGUGGGUGAAACUUCAAGAUCAGUUGUGAUGUCUGCUGCCUCAUCGUUGGAGCUGAGAAGAGCUACAACAGCUGUUAAGGCAGAUCCUAUGAACCCCUUGAGCAUUGGUGAACAAGGAAAUAAACGUAAGCGGCGAUGGUCGGCUCCUGACCAAGUUGCCAGUGGGGAAAAUAUCCCGGUACCAGAGCGGACGGCUACAACGUGAUGAUCAUGUUCAUUUAGCCUGAGCUGAAGGAGAGGACAGAACAGCACUUUUUCUACUUUAACAGAUCUUCGUACCAGUGUGAUGGAACUUCUUUCGAAUGCAGUGAUGCUAAUGUUUUCAAGGACACAUGAACAGGGCAUAGUGUAGUAACUGAGAAAAAUCUCUGGGACCUGAAUUUGCAUGUAGUAGUGCAGACAUUGACAUUGGAUAGUGAAGACAAAUAACAUGUUUAGGUGCAUGGCACAGCCAAAAGCAUAUAGAGUAUACUGGUCUAUAAUCACUCUCUUCAUUAGACCUCUCAUUUGUGCAUUAUCCAUUUGUGGAGGUGGGCAGAGGUUUCCCUGUGCUAUAGUGUAUCAAGUGAAUUCUCUAAACUAAGGUAUUGGUGGAGAGUCACUUAACAUGUGUUACAGGACAUUUAGAAUGCAAUGUGCCAACCCGUGUGAAGAUCAGUGUUAACGCAACCCUCACAGCUCACUGAAUACAACCCCCCCCCCUUUUUUUUCUUCUCCCAUUCAAGAGUUCCUGCACUCUUUAAAGACCAGUGUUUGAACAACCUUUAUUCACUCCAUUUUAAUGGGACCAUGCUCCUAAAAGAACUAGUCUGUUGUGCUUCCAUGCAUCAAUGUCUCCAAUGUUACAUGCAUUCAAAAUUGUGAUGUCCCAGAACAUAGCAAGUCCAGCAGAAAGUGUGCCACAGCUGCACAUGCCCUGAGUGACCAAACUCUUGUUUUCAGUGGCAAGGACAGCAACAAUCUGUCUUUUAUAAUGACCAUGCUGGCCAUGGAAUGCUUGUUGCAAUCUCCAGUGAUAAUUGUUUCAUAAGUGUUUUCAAGUGACGUUUUCUGUAGCUGUUGUUUGUUGCUGAUGUUGUUUGCCCCGUCUUUCAAGCAUUUGUAGCUUGUGCUGUGUUUCAUGUCGAAGGUUCGGCAGAGACACAAAAAAGCAAAGUCCCCCCAUGGGAAAAUGUGCGCAUACAGCAGCAAAGGCCCAAUGCGACAGGUUUUGGUUGGUUUAGCUCUUCUUCCAGUUUUGUUUUGGGAUGCAGUCAUGAAAAGAGAAGUGUUUUAUUGGAACAGAGACGUAAAUGUAAUUGGAGCAACCCGUAACAAAUAUACACAUAAAAGCAAAGAUACUGUAUGCAGUAAUUAAACGACAGCACAGUGAUAUCUUUGGUUAUGUGCCGCAUUUGUGGCACACUUCCAAAGCUUUGCAUUACUACCUUAAGUUGCUUGUCAAUUCAAUUAUUUUAUGAUUCAUGUUCAAACAUCAACACUGCAGUAACUACGAAAGCCCUUUUUACAGCCAGUGUUUGUGAUGGACCUAGACGGCUUAGAUAAAGGAAGAACAGCUCAACAAAUCGUACCUGCUAUUUUGAUCUCCAAUUUAUAUCUGCCAUUGUAAUGCUCGAUGCCAAGAAGCUGAAGGUUGCGACUUCUGAAUCCUGUUCUGUUUAUCGGCACUUGGGCACCCUACACUGGGCCUCUGCUGGAACAUUGCGACAGUGACAUGUACAUACACACCAACCCCACGGGAAAACUUAAGUGGACGUUAUGUAUUUUUAUACAGAUGGUUAUGAAAAGUAGUUAGGCGGAGUUGUAUGCCACACUUGCUCAAAAGCAAUGUUGCCAUUCAAUCGUGGACUCAAAACAUGUGUCUCAGUGUGGUUUUUGUACACUUUUUUGACGUCACUUUGCUGAGCUGCUGUUAACCGUAAGAAAGUGCUUGAACGUAGUUCCAGUACAACACAAGUUAUGCAGUGAACAGGCAUACAGAUUUAUGCUCCAGGAAUGGUUUUGCUUCCCAGUUAUGCUCUUGUUUCUUAAAGUGUGCAAUAUUUUUGUGGCCUUGCACACAGAGUAUAGCUUUUGCUGUUAGAGGUCUCUCUCCAAAAGUGUAGACCUCCUUCUGGGAACAAUUCACAUGGUCCAUGUGGCUGGUAAGAGUUGUUGGUUCACGUUCCAGACCAAGGGUACAACAAUAGUAUUUGUUACUACUUAUGAUUGUGUAAACCUGGCAAGACCAGCCCAAUGGUGUUGGCAUGCAUGUUGAUGGAGCGUGUACAACACACUAACUAGCCACCGAAGCUCACAGUUCAAGAGAUUACGUCUGAUUUCUUCUGUGUCCUUACACUAGAAGAUAAUCCACUGAUGCCAAUGUCGUCAUGAGUAACACCAUGCAGAAAAGAACAGUACCCUCAAAAGCAUGUUCAGAUACCAUUGCUUGAAACAUGUUACUUCUCUAACCGUUUGUGGGCAUUAUCCAAGUGAGCAUUUCUGAGCAAAUUUCUUGUGUCUUGGCUUCUAGACAAAACAAAGUUUGUGAAGUGUUUGCACAACAUUUUUUAUCAAGAAUGUGCACAGUGUCGGGUCAAAAACCAGUCAUGACCAAGCUACUGCUCGAAUGAGCCACCAGUGUGGUUGUGUGUGUGUAGUUAUAAAAAUAUCACUCAAGUAAUGCUACUUUAAAAAAAUAUUUUUAUGAAAUCCUGUUUGAGCACACAUCAAAGUCUGUCAAUGAGAAAUUUACCAGCACUUGUUAGUUUUGUAAACUGGGGAAGUCUUGACCAGAUGUUAUGAAACUCUAUAGCUCCUUUGAUAAAUACUACUAGGCAUGAUAUGUAUGUAUACACCUAUACAGUUAAUGUUACCGUCAGUGUUACCAGCUUAUACUAGGCACCAAUUAAAAUCCAAUGUUGAA